UUUUUCCUCUCUCUCAUUCUAAACCUGAAGCUCAAACCAUGUCGGCCUUCGUAGGAAAGUAUGCAGAUGAGCUGAUCAAGAAUGCCAAGUACAUAGCCACCCCGGGCAAGGGCAUUCUGGCUGCAGACGAGAGCACGGGCACCAUCGGCAAGCGUCUGGCAAGCAUCAACGUGGAGAACAUCGAGUCCAACCGCCAAGCACUUCGUGAGCUCCUCUUCACCUCGCCCAACGCGCUUGCUUACCUCUCAGGCGUCAUACACUUCGAGGAGACCCUCUACCAGAAAACCUCCGGCGGCAAGCCAUUUGUUGAGGUCCUUCAGGAGAACAAUGUCAUCCCUGGCAUCAAAGUUGACAAAGGCACCGUCGAUAUCGCCGGCACCAACGGUGAGACCACGACCCAAGGCUUCGAUUCCCUCGGAGCACGUUGCCAGCAGUAUUACAAGGCCGGAGCACGCUUUGCCAAGUGGCGUGCUGUCCUUAAGAUCGGCCCCAAUGAGCCGUCCGAGCUUGCCAUCCAACAAAACGCACAGGGGUUGGCUCGCUACGCCAUCAUUUGCCAGGAGAAUGGACUGGUGCCGAUCGUCGAGCCGGAGGUACUGACCGAUGGGAGUCAUGACAUUAAGAAAUGUGCUGCUGUUACUGAAACAGUUCUAGCCGCGGUAUACAAGGCUUUGAAUGAUCACCAUGUGCUUCUGGAGGGAACGCUUUUGAAGCCCAAUAUGGUCACCCCUGGCUCUGAUAGCGCAAAGGUAGCUCCCGAGGUGAUUGCGGAAUACACAGUUGGUGCAUUGCGCCGGACCGUCCCACCUGCGGUGCCUGGAAUUGUGUUCCUAUCAGGAGGGCAGAGCGAGGAAGAGGCGACAUUGAACCUUAAUGCCAUGAACAAGUUGGCUGUGCUGAAGCCAUGGACACUGUCGUUCUCGUUUGGGCGAGCUCUUCAACAAAGCACACUCAAGACAUGGGCUGGGAAGAAGGAGAAUGUCACGGCUGCUCAGGAGGCAUUCUUGGCAAGGUGCAAGGCAAACUCCGAUGCCACCCUUGGGAAAUAUGCGGGCGGGAGCGGUGGUGGGUUGGCUUCAGAGAGUUUGUAUGUAAAAGGGUACAAAUACUAACUAAGCGCGGCAAGGGAAAAGGGUCUGUCAUAAUCUGUGUAUCAUGUGAAUUUGUAAUUCUUCUUCUUCUUCUUUAUCAUGCUUAUAUAUGUCAGGUAAAUAUUCCACAUUCCAGUGAUUUUAGUAAUAUUGUCUUUUCAAUUCU
Nelumbo nucifera (sacred lotus) is the source of this 1257-nucleotide messenger RNA. RefSeq names its product fructose-bisphosphate aldolase, cytoplasmic isozyme 1. Lineage: Eukaryota; Viridiplantae; Streptophyta; Magnoliopsida; Proteales; Nelumbonaceae. Gene Ontology annotation, molecular function: fructose-bisphosphate aldolase activity. Gene Ontology annotation, biological process: glycolytic process. The record is from RefSeq and is a predicted model, not a curated record.